Messenger RNA from Sorex araneus (European shrew), 4899 nucleotides. It is a transcript of the gene RSAD2, whose product is annotated as radical S-adenosyl methionine domain containing 2. Gene Ontology annotation, cellular component: endoplasmic reticulum membrane; endoplasmic reticulum; lipid droplet. The transcript has 6 exons. Gene Ontology annotation, molecular function: catalytic activity; 4 iron, 4 sulfur cluster binding. The record is from RefSeq and is a predicted model, not a curated record. Bases 958 to 2043 code for a protein of 361 amino acids. Gene Ontology annotation, biological process: defense response to virus; positive regulation of immune response. NCBI's taxonomy places the organism in Eukaryota, Metazoa, Chordata, Mammalia, Eulipotyphla, Soricidae.
GUCAUUACCAGAGGGAAGAGGGAAGAAGGGGAAAUGGGGUUAAUGGGAUGAAUUAAAGGAUGCCUUUGGUGGAGAGCAUACUGUAGUAUGCAUAUAUGCAUACAUAUGCACAUAAAGAAUAGUGAUAAUAUUGCAUCUAAUCAUAUACAUAUAUAUGAUUGAUACACAUUUAUGUAUAUUAUUAGAUGCAUAUAUACAUAGAUACAUAUAUGCAAAUAUGGGGUCAAUUUGUAAAGCAACAUACCAGAAAUGUAUAAAAUGUUAUAAGCUCAUGUUACUUCCAUUGUCUAAAUCAUAUAGAAAUUCAAGAAAAUAUAAACAUUCAAAUGUCGGCACAAUCAUAAUACACAAAUCAAACUGAACAAGUAAAGGGUAAAGGUGAAUCAAUGUACAAAUGUCAUAUGCACAUUUAAAUUUUUUGGGGGGGGGUGGACACCCGGAUCAACUCAUAGGCCACACAAUUGUGAAGCAAUUGCUUUUACAAGCUCCAUCUGACUUUCCAUUUAAACUCUGAUCUGAACAGACUCUGAGGCUGGGGGGCUCUGCCCUCAUCCCCAGACACAUUCCUCGUCUUUUUCCUGAGCCCCAUAGCAAGCGUUGAUGGAGUGCCACCCAGGGCAGAGGGAGAGCAGAAGCUUUUCCCAGCUGUGAUGUCAUAACCGUGCAGGGCAGCACCUGAGGGCCUGCUCUGUCUGUUGCCCCCCAGAGCCUCUGCGAGGCUGCAGUGUGUGGGGCCCUCCUGAGAAAGGCUGUCUGCACGGCAGGCAGAGGCCAGCAGCCAGGCAGUUUCGGCUUUGGCCCGCUUCCAACUUUCAUUUCUGUGAAGAAAAAAAUCGAAACUGAACUCAGCUGAGAGUUCUCGUCAGAGAAGGUGUGUCUGUGCUCCCGUGACAGUUCGCUCAGGCACAUAAAAGGCGAGUGGUCCCAUGGCAAGGCAUCCUCAGGGUGCAACCAACCAUGUCGGUUCUCAUGCCUGGGGCUCUUGCUGAGAAGCUGCAGGGAGCUCUGGAGCAGCUAAUGAGCUUCCUGUGGAACAUCCUGGUGUCCCUGAGCUUCAGGCUCAGGUCCAAGUUCUGGCCGCCAGGCACCGAGUGUGGACAGCGGCAGCUGGGAAGGAGUAAAGAAGAGGAGUCUGGUAGGGCAGAGGGGCAGCUGGCUGUGUCCACCAUCCCCACCAGCGUCAACUACCACUUCACCCGCCAGUGCAACUACAAAUGCGGCUUCUGCUUCCACACGGCCAAAACGUCCUUUGUGCUGCCCCUGGAGGAGGCCAAGAGAGGGCUACUGAUGCUCAAGGAAGCGGGUAUGGAGAAGAUUAAUUUUUCUGGUGGAGAGCCAUUUAUUCAUGAUCGAGGGGAAUACCUGGGCCAGUUGGUGAAGUUUUGCAAGCAGGACCUCCAACUACCCAGCGUGAGCAUCGUGAGCAACGGGAGCCUGAUCCGAGAGAGGUGGUUCAAGGAAUAUGGUGACUAUUUGGAUAUUCUGGCCAUCUCCUGCGACAGCUUUGAUGAGCAAGUCAAUGUUCUGAUUGGUCGUGGUCAAGGAAAGAAGAACCAUGUGGAAAAUCUUCAGAAACUGAGAAAGUGGUGUAGGGAUUACAGAGUGGCCUUUAAGAUCAAUUCAGUCAUUAACCGGUUCAACGUGGAUGAGGAUAUGAAUGAACACAUCAAAGCUCUGAACCCUGUGCGCUGGAAAGUCUUCCAGUGCCUGAUCAUUGAAGGGGAGAACUCUGGAGCAGAUGCUCUGCGAGAAGCAGAAAGAUUCCUCAUCAGCGACGAAGAAUUCACAAACUUCUUAGAGCGUCACAAAGACUUGCCCUGUUUGGUUCCCGAGUCAAACCAGAAGAUGAAAGAUUCGUACCUUAUACUGGAUGAAUAUAUGCGCUUUCUAAACUGUCAAAAUGGACGAAAGGAUCCUUCCAAAUCCAUCCUGGACGUUGGAGUAGAGGAAGCCAUAAAAUUCAGUGGAUUUGAUGAAAAGAUGUUUCUAAAGCGAGGAGGAAAAUAUGUAUGGAGCAAGGCAGAACUGAAACUGGACUGGUGAAGCUGAAAGAGAAACACACCUUUAAUCCACUGGAGGGAAAGUCCUUUCAAAGGGUGACAUUCUUGUCAAUGACAACACCUGUUGACAUUUCUUAGUGACUCCAAAUCUGAUUCUAUCUGGCAAGCAGUGUCUGAUCAUCUGCAGCAAAUGAACAAACACGGAACUUGGAAGGUCAAAAUACAAAAAUAGGGCAAAAACAUUAACUUAGCUUAUUUGACAUUUACGUUUUUGAGCACUUUGUUGUGGCUUUUUUAUUGCAUUUUGAAUUUAAUUUUUUUUAGUUCCUUUAUUUGAUAAAAUCAGUUCUUUUCUGGGAUAUCUGAGAAGUCCCAUGGAAGGAUUACAAAACAGAAUUACAAAAUAGCUCCCAGACUUUUGUUCUGCUAAUUGCCAUGUCUUUUUCUUUUCUGCUUUUGUACUACUACAAUAUUAUAUGUAUAUAUAUGUGUGUAUAUAUGUAUCUACUGUAUAUAUUAAUUUUGUUUUGUGUUUUGGGGCCACACCUGGUGAUGUUCAGCGGUUUCUCCGGGCAGUGCUUGUAGGACUGACUGUAUAGAAUGCUGAGGAUCAGACCCAGCUUAGCAGCAUGCAAGGCUGUGUUCUUAUCCACUGUACCAUCUCUCUGGACCCCAACUACUACAAUAAUUUUUAACCAUUAGUUCAGAAGUAGUCAACGAAUGUUUAGAAGAAUAAGAAAUAAUAAUCUUACUAGUAAGUAACAAGAGGGGACAGUUCCUCUACUGAGAUUCUCACCUGGUACCUGCUCACCCCAAUGACAUUAGGAAUGCCAACUAUUUCGAAAACUCUCCAUUCUUCUCCCAGAUUCUUAGCAAACCUAAGCUAUGCUUCCCAUUUAACAACAAAGUUGACAUACAGUCUGCUUGGGUCAUACUGUGACACUGUUCUGCAGGCUCUGUCAGUCUAUUCAUCACAAAAAUAUGUUUCUUUGAGUUUCUUUGAAAAGUGUCCACUGGCCGGAUUGGCAUAUGCUGGGAUUUUCAUGUUCGAAAAAGGACCAUAAUUCAUGUUUAGGAAAUACUGAGAUGAACAGUAGUUUAUUUUAGCACUGAAGUUCCUACAAAUAAAAUUGUAGCAUAAAAUAUUUCUUGGUAACUCUGAAUAUCUUGAAGUAAGGGUCUAUGCAAUAUAGGACAACAUCAGGUCAUCUGAGUGCUUUUCCAGCACUAAGAAAGAACUUGAGGGAGCUGUCACUAAAAAUACUCUCCCUGUGAACUUGUCACAUGUAGUUUGUUCUUAACCUAGAAAGCAUCUCAUUGUCAGGAAAAUUGUCAUUUCCUAUUAUUGUUAUUUCAAAAAAGCAAAAUUUAUGGGCAAGUUUUCUUAUUUGACCCUUAGCUUACUCACACUGCAAUUCCAGUGUCUAUCACUAGAUGGCACUUAAAUGUUGCCUGAUUUCUGAUUCCAUGCCAAGCGGCAGCAAUUUCAUUUUUCAGUAUGUUUUCAAUAUUUGGUGAUUUUCAAAGUUUUGGAUUUUUGUAAUUUUUUUCUCAGAAAAACUUUUCCUUCUCAAAGUUUUAUGUCACCCUUAAAAAUGCUCAGGGCUUAUUUCUGGCAGUGCUUGGGGGACCAUAUAGGAUUCUGUAUCCUUCCUCCUGAUGGGUUUUUGAGACUAUUUUAAGUGAUCAUGGAAUUCACAUAAGUAUAAAUGUAAAUCAGGUUCUUCAUUAUUUUUUAAUUAGCAUGAGUACAUUCUGCCUAUCUCUACAUUGUCCAAUAAGAAUAAGCUCAAUGAAGAAAGAUCAAUGACAUAAAAGUGCUGCAUACUGUGUUUGCUCAACCAGUUAUUACAAGAAAAUCUAAUUUCCGACCACAGUGUCUCUGACUUCAAAUGAAUUUUUCUCCAGCUUAGAAAAACCAUCUCUAUUUCCCCCAAGGGAAAUAUGAAAGAGAACAAAAUCUUGAGAUAUAAGCUACCUAUGUUUGUUUGUUUGGGGCCACACUGGAAGUGCUCAAGGGCUAGUCCCAGCAGUGCUGGGGACCAGGCAGUGACAGGAAUUGAACCUGGACCUCCUUCACGUGCACAGUGAGCCAUCUCUCUGGCCUGACAUAAGCUAUUUUAAAUAUAUUUUAUACUUGAAUAAAACAAUUCUAUACUGCCCCCUUCCUUACACACUAUUAAGAUACUCAAAAUCUCAAUAGUUAAAAUAUUUUUCAAGAUUUAUUUUUCUAAGGGUUAAAGCAGGGCUUUUAGCAUUAGUGCAAAUUGAACUUGGAUAAUAUUGGUUUUAAGUGUGAGUGUGCAUAUUUGCCUUUUCAUUAGGAAAACACACAUUCAUUAAACCGAGGUCUCUCAUUUUAAGGUAAAUGGUAAAUAGAUAAUAAUGCUUUAAUUAUUGCUUAAGUUCACGUUUUAGGAAUAAUAAUAUUUCAUCCUCAGAGACUAGAAAGGUCAAACUUACAUAGAUAACAUGUUUGUGUAUGAAUCAUCUACUGCUUAAUGAUACAUAAUGUGAUAGUUGUUUUCUUUUACGUUUGAAGUGGGUAAGAGUUGUUCUGAACUACCUGAAAUGAGAGCCCUUUUGUAACUCUAUCUGUAUUUUGAAAUUCAUAGUGCUUGAUGAAUAAAGAAUAUUGAUACCAAAACAAGAAUACAUAGUAAUGAUAAGAAUUCAUCUCACCCCACCUUUAUUCAGGAACUUAAUUGGUUGUGUUUAAUUAGUUGUGAUUCUAAGGAGCUUAAUUAUUCUGCAAAAUUUUAAGACUUUUUAUUAACUGUGUGUAAAGGAAGUUACUGGAGAACUAUGUACACAUUUCUUUUUAAAUAUGUGAUGCUCUUGAACACUGAUGUGAUAAACUACUGUAAGGUGUUGCAAUAUAUUAAAAUGUUUUUUUUUG